This is a messenger RNA of Neolamprologus brichardi, 717 nucleotides long. Lineage: Eukaryota; Metazoa; Chordata; Actinopteri; Cichliformes; Cichlidae. The record is from RefSeq and is a predicted model, not a curated record.
CUACGUUUACUUUUUAACGCAUUUGACGUCGUGGUUGUUGUUCGGGACUACGCUAACCAGAAUGCAGCACGUUAUCAAUCGGAAUGUGAUUGGUGGGUGAAAACUCGCUUCAGGAAGCAGUGUGGUGAAUUACAUUUGCCCAUUUGCCAACUGAAAAUCCUCACGAUAAUCUGCCUCAGAGAUUCCAACUACAAGAGUGUAGUCAUGGCUGGAAGGAGAGUCCUGGUCUUCCCCUCAUCAGCAGAGCUCGGUCCAGUCCUGGCCCAGCUGGUGACUUCACGGGCUGGGAAGGCCAUCGGCUCUCAUGGCAGGUUCACUCUGGGACUCUCUGGAGGAAGCCUUGUGUCCAUGCUUAGCAAAGAGCUGCUUGCCCUGUCAGAGCUGGACUGCAGCAAGUGGUUGGUCGGCUUCUGCGACGAGCGCCUGGUUUCCUUUGACGAUCCAGAGAGCACCUACGGGCUAUACAAGAGUCAGUUAUUUUCCAAGAUCAACAUCCCCGAAAGUGGGAUCUUGACGAUCGACUGUUCUCUGCCAGUGAACGAGUGCGCUGAGGAUUACACGCGUAAACUGAAAGAGGUCUUCCCAGAUGAUGACUUCCCUGUGUUUGACCUAUUGCUGUUGGGAAUGGGGCCUGAUGGACACACCUGUUCUCUUUUCCCAGACCACCCUCUUCUGGAGGUGAGGGGCUCUUAUUCUAACAGUGGUCUUCUACAAUAG